This is a messenger RNA of Neomonachus schauinslandi (Hawaiian monk seal), 2413 nucleotides long. RefSeq names its product ras homolog family member T2 (gene RHOT2). The transcript is spliced from 19 exons. NCBI's taxonomy places the organism in Eukaryota, Metazoa, Chordata, Mammalia, Carnivora, Phocidae. Gene Ontology annotation, biological process: mitochondrion organization; small GTPase-mediated signal transduction; mitochondrion transport along microtubule. The record is from RefSeq and is a predicted model, not a curated record. Gene Ontology annotation, cellular component: mitochondrial outer membrane. Gene Ontology annotation, molecular function: calcium ion binding; GTP binding; GTPase activity. Bases 49 to 1911 code for a protein of 620 amino acids.
CGGGGCCGGGGCUAGGGGUGGGCCGGGGCCGGGAUACGCGUAGCCGCCAUGAAGCGGGACGUGCGCAUCUUGCUCCUGGGCGAGGCCCAGGUGGGAAAGACGUCGCUGAUCCUGUCGCUCGUGGGCGAGGAGUUCCCCGCGGAGGUCCCUCCCCGCGCUGAGGAGAUCACCAUUCCCGCAGACGUCACCCCGGAGAAGGUGCCCACCCACAUCGUGGACUACUCAGAAGCCGAGCAGACCGCCGAGGAGCUCCAGGAGGAGAUUCAGAAGGCAAACGUGGUGUGUAUGGUGUACGACGUGUCUGAGGAGGCCACCAUUGAGAAGAUACGAACCAAGUGGAUCCCACUGGUGAAUGGGGAGACUGAGAGGGGCCUCAGAGUCCCCAUCAUCCUGGUGGGAAACAAGUCGGACCUGCGGCCGGGGAGCUCGAUGGAGGCUGUGCUGCCCAUCAUGAGCCAGUUCCCUGAGAUUGAGACGUGCGUGGAGUGCUCUGCCAAGAACCUGAGGAACAUCUCGGAGCUGUUCUACUACGCGCAGAAGGCAGUGCUGCACCCCAUGGCCCCGCUCUACGACCCCGACGCCAAGCAGCUGAGGCCCGCGUGUGCCCAGGCCCUCACGCGCAUCUUCAGGCUCUCAGACCAGGAUCUAGACCAGGCGCUCAGUGACGAGGAGCUCAACGCUUUCCAGAAAUCCUGCUUUGGGCACCCACUGGCCCCUCAGGCCCUGGAGGAUGUGAAGAUGGUGGUGUGCAAGAACGUGGCAGGAGGUGUGCAGGAUGACAGGCUGACCCUGGACGGCUUUCUUUUCUUGAACACGCUAUUUAUCCAACGGGGGCGCCACGAGACCACGUGGACCAUCUUGCGACGCUUCGGCUACGGAGACACGCUGGAGCUGACCCCUGACUACCUUGUCCCACCGCUCCACGUGCCCCCAGGCUGCAGCACCGAGCUCAACCAUUUUGGCUACCAAUUUGUGCAGAGAGUGUUUGAGAAGCAUGACCAGGACCGUGAUGGCUGCCUCUCGCCUGCAGAGCUGGAGAGCUUCUUCAGCGUGUUCCCCACUGCUCCCUGGGGCCCCCAGCUGCCUCUGGAGGUCUGCACCGAGGCUGGCCGACUGUCUCUGCAUGGGUACCUCUGCCAGUGGACCCUGGUGACCUACUUGGACAUCCGGCGCUGUCUUGAGCACCUUGGUUACUUGGGCUACCCGACCCUCUGCGAGCAGGACUCCCAAGCCCACGCCAUCACAGUCACUCGUGAGAAGAGGCUGGACCAGGAGAAGGGGCAGACGCAGAGGAACGUUUUCCUGUGCAAGGUGGUGGGAGCCUGCGGAGUGGGCAAGUCUGCCUUCCUGCAGGCCUUUCUCGGCCACAGCCUGGGGGAUACCAGGGAGUUCGCUGAGGAGCGUGCCGUUUAUGCUGUCAACACGGUGCAGGUCAACGGGCAGGAGAAGUACCUGAUACUGUGUGAGGCGAGUGCAGACAGCCUGCUGGCCACGGAGCCCGAUGCCACCUGUGACGUGGCCUGCUUGAUGUUCGAUGGCAGCGACCCCGGGUCCUUCGUGCUCUGCGCUGAUGUCUACAAGCGCCACUACAUGGAUGGGCAGACCCCCUGCCUCUUUGUCUCCUCCAAGGCAGACCUGCCCGAAGGCAUCUUGCCGCCUGGGCUGUCGCCCACGGAGUUCUGCCGCAGACACCGGCUGCCUGCCCCUGCCCCCUUCUCGUGUGUCGGCCAGACCAGACUCAGCACUGCUGUGUUCACCCGGCUCGCCGCCAUGGCCGCUUGCCCACACCUGGCCCCCGGCGAGCUGCCCACCACCUCCUUCUGGCUGCGGGUGAUGCUGGGGGCUGUUGGAGCUGCCGUCACUGCCAUCCUCAGCCUCUCACUCUUCCGGGCCUUGCUGAAGAGCCGAUGAGGCCUCAGGGGCCCCCAGGGUGCUGGUGUGGGGGCCACCUGCUCGAGGGGCCUGCCUUCUGUCUGGGGACACCUGGCCCGCCUCCCUGCCUGAGCCCCAAGGGCCGGUCUCCAGGUCCUGGUAGCCUGUGUCCCUACCCAGCUGCAGAUGCCGAGCAUCACCCGUGUUGGGUGUCAUGUGUCGGAGGGAAUGGGUGUCAUGGGCGAGGAAGCCAGUGACCCCAGACCCAAGUAUUCUCAGGGCUCCACUCCUUUCUGGUCCCAGGCAGUCAGUGGUCAUGAAAGGGGUCAAAGGUUGGGGUGGGGGAAGGACGUGAUUGAUAUGAUCCCUCUCCUCCCUGGUUUGGAGAUGGGCCCAGCGCCUCACCCCUCCCGGAAGACAUGAGGUGGGGUCUCCUGAUUAAACUUCACUUCUGUCUUUUGCACCUGGGAUCCUGCUUUUUGAAGAGAUGUUUCUUGAAUCCACUAAAACACGUCCUUUGUCUCAGCAUGGGCUGGAAACC